ACUCAUACCACCCCAAUUGCACUUCUUCCAACCCGCCACAAUGCUCUCCCGCACCCUCCCCCGCCGCUGCCUCUCCUCCACCCAGCACCUCCGAGCCCUCCGCAUCCCAUCCCAACCCCUCCCAUCACAGCCGCCAACCCACCUCCACCCUCCCACUCGCAUAGAGCACACAUCAUCUCGCCCCGCUCCCCGCCGCCUCUUCGCCACAACCCCCGGCCGCCGCGCAGACUUCGACCCCGCCCUCGUCGACCAGAAAAUGGAAGAAAUCACAGACCUGUCCGGCCCCCCUCUCCCCGCCCUCUCCCAACCCCCCUACCUCCACUAACACACACACACCAUAGCUACGGCACGGCGCGCGACGAAUUUGAAAUCGCGGCCGAAGAAACCGUCAAGAAAACGGUCUACGCGGAGGACGACCGGGCGGCGGCGAGGGAGG
Molecule: messenger RNA, 436 nt
Organism: Mytilinidion resinicola
Lineage: Eukaryota; Fungi; Ascomycota; Dothideomycetes; Mytilinidiales; Mytilinidiaceae
Exons: 1
Coding region: 41-325 (94 amino acids)
Source: RefSeq, a predicted model, not a curated record